Molecule: messenger RNA, 429 nt
Organism: Caenorhabditis briggsae
Lineage: Eukaryota; Metazoa; Nematoda; Chromadorea; Rhabditida; Rhabditidae
Exons: 3
Coding region: 1-429 (142 amino acids)
Source: RefSeq, a predicted model, not a curated record
AUGGCCAACAAAGUGUAUUCCACCGAGUUCCAAAGAUUGCUUAGAGAGAAAGAUGAGGAAAUCUGCAGCCUCAAAAAAAUAAUUGAACACCAGGACGCGAUAAUCGAUUUUGUUGAUCGCAAAAUGCAAGAGAUUCGCCUAGGAAAUGAGAAACUCUUUUUGAGAAAUCAGGAACUAGAAGCAUUUUACAAAGCUAAUUCUCCCAAAAACCUCUUCCAAAAACAACCAAAGUCGCCAAUUGUGAUGGAAAAGGUCUCCGAGCGUUUAUCGACUAAUCACGAAAUGAUGAAUAAAGAUUGUGCUGAUCGCAAGAAAGGUGCUGAUAAAAACCAUAUUAACACCCAAAGAACUCUCGUGAAAGAUGCAAAGAACGAGAGCAGAACAACAACAUGGUUCCUCAAAGCUCCGGCAUCACUGGCCCCCGUAUAA